AUGGAGGCAGACCUGCCCGAAGCUCGUCACACUUUUGAAACCAACUUCUUUUCUGUGAUUCAUAUGUGCAAGACAUUCUUGCCGCUGCUUAUCAAGGCCAAGGGGACUAUUGUGCAGAUUGGGUCUGUUGCGGGGAUCAUUCCCUAUGUGUUUGGUUCCGUUUACAACGCUUCGAAAGCAGCUCUGCACUCGUGGAGUGAUUCUUUGCGGGUUGAAUUGGCACCAUUUGGAGUAAAUGUCACCACCGUCGUGACCGGUGGCGUACAAUCUCGCAUUGCCCGGACGGACCGCGCCCUACUGCCAAACUCCCUAUACGCUCCCAUCGAAGACCAAUAUCUACGUCGCGUAAAACACAGCCAAGACGGUGCUAUGCCGCAUGAUGCAUAUGCACGGAGUGUGGUAGCCCAGGUUCUUUACGGGUCCGCACCAUGGCGUUGGUUAUGGCCGUGGGCGCAGGGCCGAAAGAGUUGGAUCUGGGAAGGAAACAAGAGCUGGUUAAUUUGGUUGUUGGUUGGGGGUUGGGCAUGGUCUGGGGUCUUUGACCGGAUGAUGACCGGGAUGUUCAAACUUUCCCGAUUGAGGAGGUAA
Aspergillus chevalieri is the source of this 588-nucleotide messenger RNA. RefSeq lists its product as uncharacterized. Gene Ontology annotation, molecular function: acylglycerone-phosphate reductase (NADP+) activity; triacylglycerol lipase activity. Lineage: Eukaryota; Fungi; Ascomycota; Eurotiomycetes; Eurotiales; Aspergillaceae. The record is from RefSeq and is a predicted model, not a curated record. The transcript is spliced from 3 exons. Gene Ontology annotation, biological process: triglyceride catabolic process; phosphatidic acid biosynthetic process. Bases 1 to 588 code for a protein of 195 amino acids. Gene Ontology annotation, cellular component: endoplasmic reticulum; lipid droplet.